AUGGCUACUGCUCAGCUCUCUCGCUCCAUCAGGAUACGCAAGGCAUCUAAGGAAACAGUUUUCCCGUCCCAAAUCACUGAUGAGAGUGAGUCAUUGAUAAUGGUGAAGAAACUUUUUGCUACUUCUAUCUCAUGUAUAACCUAUCUAAGGGGCCUGUUUCCAGAGAGCUCUUAUGGAGAACGCCAUUUGAACGACCUGAGCUUAAAAAUUCUCCAAGAAGACAAAAAAUGUCCUGGGUCACUGCAUAUUAUCAAAUGGAUUCAAGGGUGUUUUGAUGCUUUGGAAAAGAGAUACCUACACAUGGCAAUACUUACACUUUACACAAAUCCCAAGGAACCAGAGAAAGUGACUGAGAUAUACCAGUUCAAAUUCAAAUACACAAAAGAAGGAGCCACUAUGGAUUUUAACAGCAGUAACACAAGCUUUGAAAGUGGGACAAGCAGUGAAGAUAUUAAGAAAGCCAGUAUUCUGAUGAUCCGUAAACUGUAUAUCCUGAUGCAGAACCUUGGACCCCUUCCUAACGACGUCAUACUAACGAUGAAACUCCAUUAUUACACGCAGGUAGUGACCCCACAUGAUUAUCAACCCCCUGGUUUUAAAGAAGGGGUGAACUCACACUUCCUGUUGUUUGAGGGGGAACCUGUCAACCUGCAAGUGGGAUUGGUCUCCACUGGCUUUCAUAAAAUGAAAGUAAAAAUCACAACUGAGGCCACCAGAGUGUAUGAGUUCCAGAACAGUCUCUUGCAGGAGUGCAGCACUACUGAGAUUGCCCAUCAGGGACUAGACUGUGAUGAGGAAGAAGAGGAAUGGAACAACCAAAUUCAAGGAAUGAAUUUUGUGUACAGUCAGCAAAGUGCUGAGAGCUCUGGGAAGAAGAGGAAGAUCAGCGAGCCAGUGAAAGUCUUCAUCCCUAACAGAAAAUGA
Castor canadensis (American beaver) is the source of this 924-nucleotide messenger RNA. The record is from RefSeq and is a predicted model, not a curated record. NCBI's taxonomy places the organism in Eukaryota, Metazoa, Chordata, Mammalia, Rodentia, Castoridae.